UCCUGUAAUUAGGAUACUCUGACGUCGCCCUGCAUUUCUCCUACACGUGGGUUUAUAAAACAACCGGCAAAAUUCUUUUCAGAAGGGUAUAUACAGGAUUUGUCAGGCGUCUUUCGACCAUGCCAAAUCCUGAGUGUUUCUUCGACGUCACGAUCGACAAAAAACCGGCUGGCCGCAUUUGUUUUGAGUUGAGAGCUGAUGUGGUCCCCAAAACAGCAGAGAACUUUCGAGCUUUGUGCACGGGAGAGAAGGGUUUUGGGUUUGCUGGAUCCAUUUUCCACAGAAUUAUCCCCGGCUUCAUGAUUCAGGGUGGAGACUUCACGAAGGGCAAUGGCACGGGAGGGAAGAGUAUCUACGGAAGUAAAUUUCCGGACGAGAACUUCCAGCUAAAGCACACUGGAGCAGGGACAUUAUCAAUGGCAAACAGUGGAAAGAAUACGAAUGGAUCCCAAUUCUUCAUCUGCACAGCUGAUACUCCUUGGUUGGAUGGUAAACAUGUCGUGUUUGGUAAAGUCACAGAAGGAAUGGAUGUUGUGCGUGAGAUGGAGAAAUGUGGAUCAAACAGUGGGAAAACAUUAAAGAGCGUGGCCAUCUCAAAGUGUGGGGUUCUGUAGAGGGCAAUCCUAAAAUGCCACAGGACAGAAUAUCUAUAUAGAAACAGGCCCUGUGAUAAGUUUACAGAAUUACUGUCAUAACAUAUAUACAAACUUAUCUAACACUUGUCAGUAUUGAAUUACUCUGUGGGUAAUAAAUGAAAUGAUAAAGA
This is a messenger RNA of Saccostrea cuccullata (small rock oyster), 766 nucleotides long. Its product is annotated as peptidyl-prolyl cis-trans isomerase A-like. The record is from RefSeq and is a predicted model, not a curated record. The transcript is spliced from 5 exons. Gene Ontology annotation, biological process: protein folding; protein peptidyl-prolyl isomerization. NCBI's taxonomy places the organism in Eukaryota, Metazoa, Mollusca, Bivalvia, Ostreida, Ostreidae. Bases 120 to 614 code for a protein of 164 amino acids. Gene Ontology annotation, molecular function: peptidyl-prolyl cis-trans isomerase activity.